AUGUCUAAAGGAAAAGUUUGUUUGGCUUAUUCUGGUGGUUUAGAUACUUCCGUCAUUUUGGCUUGGUUGUUAGACCAAGGCUACGAAGUUGUGGCUUUCAUGGCUAAUGUAGGCCAAGAAGAAGAUUUCGAUGCCGCUAAGGAAAAGGCUUUGAAGAUUGGUGCCUGUAAGUUCGUUUGUGUAGAUUGUCGUGAAGAUUUUGUUAAUGACAUUCUAUUCCCAGCUGUGCAGGUCAACGCUGUGUACGAAGACGUCUACCUAUUGGGUACUUCUUUGGCAAGACCGGUUAUCGCUAAGGCUCAAAUUGACGUCGCUAAACAAGAGGGCUGUUUUGCGGUCUCUCACGGUUGUACCGGUAAAGGUAACGACCAAAUUAGAUUCGAAUUAUCGUUUUACGCCUUGAAGCCAGACGUCAAGUGUAUUACACCAUGGAGAAUGCCUGAAUUUUUCGAGAGAUUUGCUGGUAGAAAGGAUUUAUUAGACUAUGCCGCACAAAAAGGCAUUCCAGUCGCCCAAACAAAAGCCAAGCCAUGGUCCACUGACGAAAACCAAGCCCACAUUUCUUACGAAGCAGGUAUCUUGGAAGACCCAGAUACCACCCCACCAAAGGACAUGUGGAAACUGAUCGUCGACCCAAUGGAUGCUCCGGACCAACCACAAGAUUUGACCAUUGAUUUUGAACGUGGUCUCCCAGUUAAGUUGACCUACACCGAUAAUAAGACUUCCAAGGAAGUUUCUGUCACCAAGCCUUUGGAUGUUUUCUUAGCUGCAUCUAAUUUGGCAAGAGCCAACGGUGUUGGCAGAAUCGAUAUUGUGGAAGAUCGUUACAUUAACUUGAAAUCCAGAGGUUGUUACGAACAGGCCCCAUUGACUGUUUUGAGAAAAGCCCAUGUUGACUUGGAAGGUUUGACUCUAGACAAAGAAGUUCGCCAAUUGAGAGACUCAUUCGUCACACCAAACUACUCGAGAUUGAUAUAUAACGGUUCCUAUUUCACCCCAGAGUGUGAAUACAUCAGAUCCAUGAUCCAACCUUCCCAAAAUAGCGUCAACGGUACUGUCAGAGUUAGACUAUAUAAGGGUAAUGUCAUCAUUCUGGGUAGAUCUACAAAGACUGAAAAGUUGUAUGACCCAACAGAAUCCUCCAUGGAUGAAUUGACCGGAUUCUUACCUACCGACACCACUGGUUUCAUCGCCAUCCAAGCUAUUAGAAUUAAAAAAUACGGUGAAUCCAAAAAAGCCAAAGGUGAAGAGUUGACUUUGUAA
Molecule: messenger RNA, 1263 nt
Organism: Saccharomyces paradoxus
Lineage: Eukaryota; Fungi; Ascomycota; Saccharomycetes; Saccharomycetales; Saccharomycetaceae
Gene: ARG1
Product: argininosuccinate synthase
Exons: 1
Coding region: 1-1263 (420 amino acids)
Biological process (GO): urea cycle; L-arginine biosynthetic process
Cellular component (GO): cytoplasm
Molecular function (GO): ATP binding; argininosuccinate synthase activity
Source: RefSeq, a predicted model, not a curated record